Populus euphratica (Euphrates poplar) is the source of this 917-nucleotide messenger RNA. RefSeq names its product DNA-directed RNA polymerase II (gene NRPB7). The transcript has 6 exons. Gene Ontology annotation, cellular component: RNA polymerase II, core complex; P-body. Gene Ontology annotation, biological process: nuclear-transcribed mRNA catabolic process; positive regulation of translational initiation; positive regulation of nuclear-transcribed mRNA poly(A) tail shortening. Bases 185 to 715 code for a protein of 176 amino acids. The record is from RefSeq and is a predicted model, not a curated record. NCBI's taxonomy places the organism in Eukaryota, Viridiplantae, Streptophyta, Magnoliopsida, Malpighiales, Salicaceae. Gene Ontology annotation, molecular function: single-stranded RNA binding; single-stranded DNA binding; translation initiation factor binding.
AACGACGCCGCCCGAGGAGGCACCUACUCUCGUGUUUAUAAAUCUCUCUUUUCUCCGUCGACGCUCCUACUCUGAGAAGGACCAGUCUGUUUACUUCAGCUUUCCUCCGGUCAGAUCAGCUCAGCUCAGCUCCAGUGAUAAAAGUAGAAGUAAAAAGUAGUAGAGAAGAGAAGUGAAGAGAAGGAUGUUUUUCCACAUAGUGUUGGAGAGGAACAUGCAAUUGCACCCUCGCUUCUUUGGGCGCAACCUCCGCGAGAAUAUUGUCUCCAAGCUCAUGAAAGAUGUCGAGGGAACUUGCAGUGGUCGACAUGGAUUUGUGGUGGCAAUAACAGGCAUUGAAAACAUUGGGAAAGGGUUGAUCCGAGAUGGGACAGGAUUCGUGACGUUUCCAGUCAAGUACCAAUGUGUCGUGUUCAGGCCAUUUAAGGGAGAAAUUCUAGAAGCUGUAGUUACCAUGGUAAAUAAGAUGGGAUUUUUUGCUGAAGCUGGGCCAGUUCAAAUCUUUGUUUCAAAUCAUUUGAUACCGGAUGAUAUGGAGUUCCAGACUGGAGAUAUGCCAAACUAUACAACUUCAGAUGGAUCGGUUAAGAUUCAAAAGGAUAGUGAAGUGCGAUUGAAGAUCAUCGGAACGCGUGUUGAUGCCACAGAAAUUUUCUGCAUUGGCACCAUAAAGGAUGAUUUCUUGGGAGUUAUAAAUGAUCCUGCAAAUGCUUAGGAUGUCAGCAAGAAUCUUAGCACAUAGGAUUUGCUUGGGCAGCAUCUGCACUUCAUUCAUUGCUCGGUGAUAAUAGUGUGGAGGUGAUAAUUAUUCUCAGCUGUAACUUAAAAUGGCAUUGCACUUGAUGUUUUGUUUCACUUUAAAUGAAUGUCAUUUCCCAUUAAUGAUAAAAAAAAAAUGUAUAAUCUUGGAAGGCUGA